AUGUCUUGUGCGGUGAGAUAUGAAUCUCUUCUUCAAGAAGAGGAGAAUAGGAGGAGUGCCUCAAGGGGACAAUACUUGCCCAACAUCGGUUACCCUGUUAACCAUAUUGGCCAAGAGGCUAAUGAGAUGGAGGUAGACCUGGCUGAGUUAACUCCAGGGAAGCCAUAUGUAUGUGCUCCUUUGGCUAAGAUGGACAAUGAACCACAAGGGGGUAGACCAAAUCGUGCCCCUAUCCAGCCACGGAGGUAUUCAUUCGAUAUCUCCAAAGUUGACUUGAUUUUUGACCAACUCUACAAGGAUGGUCAAAUCAAGUUGACAGGGGGGCAUAACAUCCCACCACCGGAGAAAUUAAAAGGAAAGAAGUAUUGUAAGUGGCAUAACAGCAUGUCACAUGCCACUGACUCAUGUGUGGUUUUCCGUAAUAUCUUGCAGGAUGCUAUUGAGAAGGGGCGUAUCAAGUUCCCGGAACCAAAGAAGGAUGCCAUGUUGGUGGAUACUAACUCAUUUCCCAACGUGGUAGGCAUCAACAUGGUUAACCUAGACCUCUCCAAAAUUGAGUUGCCCUGUUUCAAGUUGGUGUUGGAUACAACGCCGCCUCAACAUGGGAGCUCCAAUGUCACUCAUGAACAAGGGAGCUCGUCAGGUACAAAGCAGGCUAACCCGGCCGCAAUGAUGACGGAUGAAAUUGAGAAGUUGUGUGCUUAUUUCAAGAAGAGCCUCAAACUUGAUGAGGCGAGGCCUUCCGCCCACCAAAGACUUGGCCCACCCAAUAGGCCGAGAUACACUUCUUACCAGAGACAAGUGGAGGGGGUCGUCCAGCAUGCUUGGGGGCAACGAAGGCAGUGGAUAGCACAUUGCAUUCCUUCCAUGCGUAGUCCUCCCGUCAGAGGCCCUCUCGUGAUCAGAACUUUUAAGAUUCCCAAUGUGCCACAAGGAGGGUGGCAUACUUAUGACAUGCGUCGUUAA
This is a messenger RNA of Linum trigynum, 966 nucleotides long. NCBI's taxonomy places the organism in Eukaryota, Viridiplantae, Streptophyta, Magnoliopsida, Malpighiales, Linaceae. The record is from the annotation of a GenBank genome assembly.